AUGAAUCUAAAGACAGGAAACUCCUCAAAUGGCUUCACACCAGAGAUCAGUUUGGAUAAACUACACCGGAUGGCUGCAGAGCUGAUACUGCCUGGACGAUCCAUCUUGAGGCUCUUGAACACUGUUCUGGAGUUUGUUACAAACUUUCUGGCCCGAGUUUUAGGAAGCAGCCUGAUCAGAAGACACUUCCACCUGCUGCUGUCUGGGUUGGUCCUCUUUGGGCCUGUGCUCAGCUUCUGGGCAUCAAAGUAUAGCAUCUUUGCAAACAGCAACCACUACCUGUACAGGAAGUUCCUGAGGUCCACUUGGGGUUGGACCUGCAUCUUUACGGGCGCUUUCAUCACCCUUCUCUCCCUCUCAGUCCGUCACUCCCCCUCUCUUUCCCUCCGCCACCUCUCUCGAGUAGGCCUCGCGGGUUUGCUCUGGUGGGGUUGUCAGCGCCUCCUGACCCUGCUGGAGGAUGCAGCGGGGACCUGUUACGAGCCCAUGACCCCAGGCCAGGACGGCCAGAGCCCGGCCUCCCCAGUACAGCCUCUGCUGCUCCUGCAUGAAGACCAGAACAAGGCCUCCUGCCUGAAAGCCCACAUGCUGUGGCGAGGCUACGAAGUCUCCCAGGACGUCCUCAUCCUCUGCUUCUGCUGUCUGCUGCUUGUCGAGGAAAUGUGUGUCUUUGGUCAUCACUUGGAGCGACAGAAGCCUCUGCAGAGGUCACCCGGGACCCCGCUGAGAGUCGUCUUCCUCCUGUGUGUUCUUCUCCUCCUUGUUUGGAUGUUUCUGCUGCUGUGUUUGCUUGCAUACUUCCCAAAGUUUCCCUCCCAGCAGCUGGGUGGAGCUCUGGGCUACUUGGGGUGGAGAGGACUCUAUCAGGGGUUGUACAGGCUCGGAUCGAGAUGGGGUUGUCCUGGUUUACCCAGAGAGGGACUUUCUACCACGGUGCACACCAACAAACAGCCUUAGUAGUGUCACACGCUUAAUGAAAAUGGUUAGAUUUUGG
Molecule: messenger RNA, 994 nt
Organism: Pelmatolapia mariae (spotted tilapia)
Lineage: Eukaryota; Metazoa; Chordata; Actinopteri; Cichliformes; Cichlidae
Product: fat storage-inducing transmembrane protein 1-like
Exons: 2
Coding region: 1-957 (318 amino acids)
Biological process (GO): lipid storage; phospholipid biosynthetic process; lipid droplet organization
Cellular component (GO): endoplasmic reticulum membrane
Molecular function (GO): coenzyme A diphosphatase activity
Source: RefSeq, a predicted model, not a curated record